UAGCACUACCAAGUCCUACGGCAUCUAGCUGGCGACGUAGCACGUACAACCACGAAAUGCUUCAGGACACCACCUGAUCUACUCUCUGGAAACGUUGCACAAGUACGAUUACCACAUAUGAUUCUUGUUUGCCGUCCCCUCACCUGCUCCAGAACCACACGGUAACAUGCACAAUCCCUAUGCACAUGUCCCCAAGCCGAGGUUCCUCAAGAAACGUCUCUAUCCUUUUGACCUAGAAGAAGUCAGCGUCCAAGAAAUUGACAGCAAGGCACCUCACAUCAAUGAGACCGACCUACCGUACAGGUGGUUACCACCCAUGAUCCGUUUCCUCCUCAAGAGACUAAUCAUCCGGCAGAUGUUCUCACGAACACAUCUGGUGUCCUCACCCACAUGGUCGCAUCCUUGAGCCUCGUUGACAUUGUUGGAGUCCCCGAAGGUGAUCCUCGCCUCAAGACCAUUCGAAAUCAAGAUCUUCAGGACACUAGCUCGCCUCUAUUUGAACUUUUAGAGGACAGUCAGCCUCAGUUUGCUACACCGGUUACUCAUGCCCCCACGACACCUGCAACAUCCGAGACACCUUUCACGGUCGUGAGUUCCAAACAGAAGCGAGUCCACCACCGAGGACGCAAGAGGACACCUUGUGCUUCUGUUACAAAAUCGGUGUGCCAGAUGAUGUCUGCAGAUUGCUACCAGAUUGAGUCCUCUUCCUCUGGUUCCAAUUGGAGCUCCGGGUCCUCUGCGGACAACACUCCUACUGGGGAUCAGUCCAAGAAGAAGCAUUUUGGUUUGGCCGGAUCCAACACAGUCCUGUCAAUCUGCAGCCCUUCUCUCUCAAAGGGCAGACGAAAUACACGUCGGGGUACAUGGACAGACCGCCCAGGUUGUACCUUCCGAUGAUACUGACCGCCCUUGGUCGUUUUGUCUAUCGCUGUACAGUUCAGACAUCCACUGUGCGCAGCAAGAACGACAGAGGCUCUCUCAUGGAUAGGGGAGCCAACGGUGGCACGAGUUACUGUAACCCACCAACAAAAAAUUGAUGUCACCGGUAUUGACAAUUAUGGGAUCUGAUCAAUGGGCUGAAGAUUGUGGACGCAGCCAGCAAAAUUGCUAUGCAGCAGAAGGGCCCAGGCAUUGGUGUCUUCCGUCAAUACGCUUACCACUGGUUGAGUCAAUAGUACCAUCCAUCCCGCCGGUCUUUUUCGAAUACUACAAGAAUCGGGCUGAAGACUAGUAGUUGGUGGCCGACAAUGCAUUCUUACCAAUGAGGGUUUCGUCAUUCCGCUUGACAACCUUUCUUCUUGCACGUCCCUGGCUGUGGAGAAGAUCCGUCACACUUUCAAGGGCGCUACCCAGUCAGUACGUCCGGAACAUCACGUCCGGCCACCAUAUCAAACAGACAGUCAAAUCCCCGUUCCCUGCCCACAACGGGGAUUUGACUGCCUGAGCGAGCCUGUCGCUGCUGAUGAUACCAUUGAAGGUGCAGUUCCCGUCAUCUGUUUUGAGGGCAAACCCAUGCCCAGAUCUUUGUCGGACGCAAAUCAAUCGCUUGUCAUCGAUGUCUUUGGGAGCGAUGGCCAAUAACAAGAGGGAGUUCGUCACCACCCUUUGAAGAUGUCAUCCGAAGAAGGGGAGCCAUGGACAAGCAAGCUCAUCUCCGACAGUGCUUGCUUUGAAGGAAAUUUCCAAACGAGUCGAGUCAGAGCAAUUUUGCGCUCACUUUGCACCGACGAUUGGCAGUGUGAAGCACACUACCAACUCCAAAACUUUGCAUAGCACCGAUAGCAUAGAAGAACCACGCGAAGCGCAACCUCAGCUGGUUCAUGAACUACAACUAGAAACAUGGACAACGAAGCAUGGCUACUCUGCCUGGAAUGGAUUGCUGAAGUGAUGAACCUUACGUCGGAGAAGUCUCUAGGAUGGAGUGCACUCUGCUAACUAAAAGCUGGGGCCAUUGCUAAAGAUUGAGGUGUGUUGGGAGCAAGAAUGGGAAACUCAUGUUUGGUUGGUGGUGUCGUGGAGUGUGACGCUUUGCUUUGGUGGAAUUGUGACCGUCGUUGGAUUGUAGCUGCCGUCGUUGGAAUGGGAUGUUGCUGUCGUCGGAAGGGCUAUUGACUGUCGUCGGCGCCUGUCGGUGGAAGGAAGUGUGGACUGUCACUGUUACUGUUGGAGGAAUUGCGGGCUGUCUGUCGAGUGGCUGUUAAUUGGUGGAUUGGAAGAAUGGCGUCACACCGUGGUUCACUGGAUCCAUGCAAAGCCGCCGCAAAACUCAAAUUCAAACCCAUACGGGUCGUGUUCUUGGUCUGUUGCUUGAAGGCUGUUGCUCGAAGGCUUGGCUGCUCAUAAAAUACGCCAAGAUGGUUAGGCAGUAAGUACUGUACCAAGAGGUUGGUUACGUUGAAAUGAAUGAAGAGGCUCACCACGCGGAUGAAGGAAGAGUCAUGAUCUUUGAUCGCAAUGCUCUUUCUGACAAGGAGGUCCAUGAGGUGCUUACAUCAGCAGCCACUCCAAUGUCAUCUCUGUCAAGUACACCAUGGACGCCAUUUAUUUUAAAAUAAGACAACCAAUGAAGACGGUCGGAAGGUCAUCUGUUUCAACCGCAAGAUCGUCGACGACAAGAAG
Seminavis robusta is the source of this 2619-nucleotide messenger RNA. The record is from the annotation of a GenBank genome assembly. NCBI's taxonomy places the organism in Eukaryota, Bacillariophyta, Bacillariophyceae, Naviculales, Naviculaceae.